This is a messenger RNA of Haliotis rubra (blacklip abalone), 3776 nucleotides long. RefSeq lists its product as uncharacterized. Lineage: Eukaryota; Metazoa; Mollusca; Gastropoda; Lepetellida; Haliotidae. The transcript has 11 exons. The record is from RefSeq and is a predicted model, not a curated record. The coding region runs from base 807 to 1292 and encodes 161 amino acids.
GAUCCCAAGGUUGCCUUGUAACGCCGAGCUACACAUGGAUGCGAAAUGGAGAGCAACUUUCGGUUUCGGAAAAUGGGACACUGACAUUUUCCAGUUUCAGUUCGCGUGAAAAUGGAAACUACACGUGUAAAGUACUCAAUGACGAUGGCUAUGACAUCUCUCCUGUUGUCACCCUGAUUCAAGCAACACUACAAACUAAGUGGGAUGUUACCGAAACACAGUUGACCAAAUCCCCCGGAGAGCACAUGUCACUGGAAUGUAAGGACCCUCCCUAUAGCGCCCCCACCGGAACGUUCGUCUGGCAAAAGACCAUGAUGUACGCUUGGACGACAGAGUAAUGAUGGACAGCAAAGGAACACUUCAUUUCGCUUUCGUUAAAGAAACAGAUAGCGGUUUAUACAAGUGCGGCAUCUUUAACACACGGUUGGACGUUCGAAAGCUUGGCAGUCCAGUGAAGGUCACGGUCAAAGAGAGGAGGAGCACCGGCUCAAAUUAGACCCCAAGUUAUCUGGAAUAGUAAAGAAACAACAGCCGUGCUAGGUACAGAGUUGAAACUGGACUGCAUAUUCAGCGGAAAACCUGUUCCCGUCGUCAAGUGGACUCUGGACGGUAAAGACAUCAAGACGUCAGCAGACAAAGAUGACAACCAAAAUGUCGGUAUACUAAGGAUAGACAAUGUCCAGGAAGACGACCAGGGGACUUACAAGUGUGAAGGAAGUAAUCCUGUUGGCACCAAACAGAUUGAGAUCAAGUUGACCAUUGUUUCUGGCCCCCUCUGGGUGAAUGCACCAAACUCCCAGGUAGUGAUGGAAGGAGGGGAUGUGACGUUCAUGUGCAAGGCAAGAGCUGUUGGUGCCACGUCGGAUUUGGUCACAUCUUGGGCCGACUUUGACUCGGAGGCGACCCUAAGUUCUGACAAAUCUCAAGUAACGUUUCAUAACGUGUCAAUGGGAGACAACGACUGCGUACAUUGCUCCAUCAGCAACAACAUCGACUACAUCUCCAAAACAGCCUGUUUCAGAGUUGUCAAUGACAGCAGCGAACUGCCACCAACCACUACCACGACAUGGGCGGCAACGACUCAAAUACCACCAGGAAAAGCUCAUGCUCCAGGUUCGAGCUCAGUCGGGUCACUGGUUGCCAUUAUAGUGGUGAUGCUGAUCAUCGCUGUAGCUGCGUCUGUUGGCUUCCUCCUGUGGCGUCGACGACAACUGAACAGGGUAACAUUCAGAGUGAAGAAGGAUGACAAGGCCACGUUUGAGGAGAAGGCAAAGCGUCGACAGACUGUUUGAACCAGCUGUUCAUAUAUCUUCGAAAGUCAAUGUCUGUUAUUUCAAGUUCAGGGUUAAAUCUCUGACAGGAGUACACAUCUUGUCUUAUAGCGGACACAGCCUUAAACAGCGUUCUUAUGGUAUCUUUAACAAUAAGAACCAUUUUGAUUUUCUUUAAGAGAAACAAACCUUUCUCACCUUCUGCAUGUACUUUGAUCAAAGAUUGAUUUACAGUUUUUUGUAAAUAGAUCAGAUGAUAGACGUUGUUUUUUCGUCAUUUGUAUCCCUAAAUCACUAAACAGUACACAAGGUCAUACAAGCUUAGUUUGGUGAUGUGAUCAAUGUUUUAUCACAACAAAGUCUUUGAUGCACAAUGUUUUUCACGAGAAAGUCAAUAUAGUGAGAUACUCAAAACAGACGUGUUUUCGAAUAGUUUCAUAUGCAGUAUGUUUUAGCAUAUUUUGUUAUUUGUUUUGCUCGUUGUGUGUCCUUUGAUAAUUUUAAUCGUUUUCACUGUUAACUAUAGUUCCUUGCAAAAUUAAUAAUUGGAGCAGACCAGAUCAUCUUGCAUAUCUUUUAUUAUAUGGCGACAUUUUAUCUGUAUUUCUUCCAGUUCUUGUUUUAAUUGAGUACAUGUAUAUUUAGCCCCAGUUUAUCAAUGAUACCCCACUCAGACACAUUAUGCUAACUCGGUCUUUAUUACUGCCGAGCCUGCAGCCUAUGUAAUACCAAGUACCAUCAUUUAACGUUGUUUGGUACGACGUGAGCUGCCGACCUUCCAUUAUGAGAUAGACGCUCUAUCUAAACCAUAGACCCGGUCCGGUAAUAUGUAAAUAUUUGUAUAUGGAUGUGACAUUUUUUCUGAAAGGAAUUGACUCAAAUAUAUGUUUCUCCUUUGACGGGAAAAAUCUAGUGUUACAGUUUGCUGCUGACGAAUCGAUAUAAUUAUAAAAUACGUUAAGGAAUUACACAUAAUAGUUACUGAACAUCACUAUGUUUAUUUUACAAACAACAACGUACUUGAGAAACGAUCGAGCUUAGAAAUCAUCAGAAAUCAUAAUAUUAUAUGACGAAGGGAACCUCUACCACUGCAGCGUUUUGUUCAGUUUUGCAAGUACACAUGCAAUUAUGACAAGGAUAUAACGCGAUGUAAGUUUCACAUUCAGAUUGAAUGCCCUGUUUGACUACGAGAGUUUUCAUUUCCAUGUUAUGUCCGGGUAUGGAAUGUCACUGUGAUCUCUAGGUAUCUACUGAAAAGAGACAGGAAUCUUUAACACAACAGAAUUGUUCUGAAUCAUCAAUACUUCAUUAUUGCUGAACGUUAUUUCUUUCAUUUCGUGCUUCUUAUAUAUACUUGUAUUCUGUCUUAUAUUUUGUAUUUUUUUACAUAUUUAAAUGUUAUAUUCAUAAGCAAGUGAUUUCUGCAGGUGUAUAAGCAGUAAAUAUAUACUCAACAAAACCAGUUAAGGACCACCCCAGUAUUCAAUGUUUAAGUAUCAUAUGGACCAUAAUAUGAAUAUUUGGGUGAUCCUUAACUUUUUUGUUGAGAAUAUUAACAUGAGUCCAGAUAUUACUCAUUGUACAAGCCGUUGAACGGCGAAAGAUCUUGUGUAGAGUUUCGACAAGAAGGAAUACCUGAAUAUGGAAUGGUUCUGUCUUAUUCCCACAGUAAUGUAAAGGUAGUAAAGAACAAUCCAGCUUCAUGAUGACUGUCUGUAGAUACUGUUUCUGCAGACAAUCCGGUGCUCGACUAUGUUGGCAUCGAUUCAUGCACUGGGGCAGGCAUUCCACUAAGUUGGCGAGCCAGACCUCCCGUUCCCCUUGGUCGCUUCCUUCGACAGGCAUAGUUUACAAGGAGCGUAUGCUAAGACGGAAUCCCAAGCCGGGAGUACACAAAUCCAGUAACAUAAUAUUAUGUAAACACCAAUACAUUCAUAGUGAGUGAGUUUAGUUUUACGCCACACUCAGCAAUAUUCCAGCUAUAUGGCGGCACAUUCAUAGUGAGUGAGUGAGUUAAUAUUUAACGUCACAACAUUCAUAGUGCCUUUACUGUGGAAAUAUAUAUGAAACAACCCUUCCCUGUUCUCUACUGAAAGCGGGACGGUGGGGUAGCCUAGUGGUCAAAGCGUUGGCUCGUCACGCCGACCACCCGGGUUCGAACCCCCACAUGGGUACAAUGUGUGAAGCCCAUUUCUGGUGUCCCCCGCCGUGAUGUUGCUGGAAUAUUGCUAAAAGCGGCGUAAAACCAAACUCAGUCAGUCUACUGAAAGCGUAGACUGUGCCAUAUACAUUUCACUAUACAUGUUUAAUGAGCAUAGCAUGAACCCACUAUCGUAGACUGAUGACAUCAGGUGUUUGCGAAAAAGUGAGCGUAUCCUGCAUCCUGUCUACUGGGGGCACCCAUGACAAACACAUGCAAAUGCAUGUCAAUUGUUUACUAUGAAAUAUGUAUAUACAUUUUGUACACGUACGUUAAUUUUAAUAAAGGCACUUAAGUAUUUUGUA